AUGUAUUGGCCACUCGCCCUUGUACUUACCCUCCUGGUUGUCUAUGUUGCCCUCAGACCGUCCACCAAGUUUAACCUCCCAGACAGCCCUCGAGUACUUCUCAAUGAGAAAGACCGCCGCACCAAACUUCACCUCUACCUUGAUCUGUGGGCAAAAACAUACGGAGACUUCUUCUCAUAUCGAAUAGGCCGCUCUACCGCAAUCGUGCUCAGCAGUAUGCAAGCUAUUGAGGAGCUCCUGAUCAAGAAGGGUCACAUUUACAGCUCGCGCCCGACGAGUUCGUCCCAGGCAGACAUCAUUACCGGGAAGGCAAGGAUUGUGAACAUGCCAUAUGGAGAAGAGUUCAGGAACGCAAAGAUCUUCCUCCCUUACCAGGAGUAUGAGAGUCGCCAAACUCUGAGAAACCUGCUGCACAGUCCUGAACUCUUCUACUCGGAAAUGUCGCGGUACUCGGCCAGUGUGACGUUCUCGCUUUUAGUUGGCGCUCGCUUUGACCGCUCGGAUGCUUUCCUCCCAACGAUAAUUGGUGAAAUGAUGCAGAAAUUCUUUAACAAUAUCACGCCGGGAGCCUGGCUUGUCGACCUCUAUCCCUUCCUGGACUAUCUUCCUGGAUUCCUUGCUCCCUGGAGGUCCCAAGCAUACUCUAUUCAUCUGGAAUUGCGCAACUUCUGGAACGUAUUCUUCCAUUCCAUCGAAGAGCGAGUCAGGGAAGGUACUGCGCCGGAUUGCUUUCUGAGCAGAUUUAUCCAAGAUCCUGAAUCACAGCAUCUGAGCGAGAUUGAACGGAUCACUGUGGCGGCCGAGCUACUCACGGCGGGCACUGAGACGACGGCGACGACCCUGCAAUGGUUUUUCAAGUUGUGUGCCAAACAGUCGGAAUGGAUCCCCGAGGCCCAAAAAGAGCUGGAUACUGUCGUUGGGAGAGAUCGCUUGCCCAAUUUCAGUGACAGGGAAAGUCUGCCAUACAUUACAGCUGUGAACGAUACGUACCGCGGCACCACCAUUGCCAAAUCCACAGUGGUAAUCCCGAAUACGUACGCUGUGCAUCACUCGGAUGAGUACUUUGCGAACUCGUCUGCGUUUCUUCCAGGACGGUGGCUUUCGCCCGAAGACCCGCGGCACAUCCACGACGGUGCAAAGACGGCCAAUCACCUUGCAUUCGGCCUCGGGAGAAGAGAAUGCCCCGGCAAGCAUGUUGCGGAUUCGAGCCUGUUCAUUGUUAUUAGCCGGAUUCUGUGGGCCUUUGACAUUGAACGUGACAACCCUCCUCCAAGCGAUGAAACAGUGGGAGCACUUCCAGUCCUAGGUUGCGCCUCGUUCAAAUGCAGAAUAACUCCUCGGUCGGAAGAUGCUGCGAGAAAGAUUCAUCUGUUUGCAGACCACAUCGACCCGGGACUACACGUGGAGGAUGGGAGCACCUACGAUGCGCAGGUGCAAGCCGUAUUGAGCCAAAGUCGAAUUUGA
This is a messenger RNA of Fonsecaea nubica, 1464 nucleotides long. RefSeq lists its product as hypothetical. The record is from RefSeq and is a predicted model, not a curated record. The coding region runs from base 1 to 1464 and encodes 487 amino acids. Gene Ontology annotation, molecular function: monooxygenase activity; oxidoreductase activity, acting on paired donors, with incorporation or reduction of molecular oxygen; iron ion binding. Lineage: Eukaryota; Fungi; Ascomycota; Eurotiomycetes; Chaetothyriales; Herpotrichiellaceae. The transcript is spliced from 8 exons.